AACGCUACUUUCAGAAUGUGACCAUUGGGGUUGUUUUGUUACUGAAGGCAAAUUGUAUAUAUUUCCAUCUUAUCACCAUAGUAACCAAGCAACCAACUAGUAAUUAAUUUGUACGAAAACUUUGCAAAGAGAACAGGCGACAUAAUUAUUCAUUAUCAUUCUAAUUGGAAGCUCUGAGAAUCCUUUAAAACAUACGAUAAAACCAUGCUACGAAGCUAUAAAGAAAAGUAGAUUUAACACAACAUUUACAGAGGAAAACCUUAAAAUCAGUUAACAAAGACCUUAAUAUGACAGCAUUAUAUCUCCACAUAUGCAGAUUAUGACGAUUCAUCUGCAUUCGCCACAAUCUUGGUCUGUUCCUAUUCUUAGAACAUGAACUUAGUGGUAGAAAGGAAUAACAGUAAACAAAUACCUUGUAGAAAGUGAUAAAGGGUCUAUCUUAAGAUGAGAGAGGAUUAUUCUCCCAACUAUUCAUCUCUAAGAGAAUGACUUGUCACACUGUUCUGGAGCUGUUGUUUCUGGUGCCGGUGUUUAUAGUUCCAAUAUUUUUAAACAAUUUCCUGAACAUUUCCCUUUUACCCACAAUCCCUCGCUUCGUCCAAUCAACCUGCCCCCUCACCAGAACCGACCCCUGUCUUACGAUAACAGGCCAGGUAAAGUAGCUGUUAAUUAACAGUAAAUGAGUAAACAGCAGGCACGGAGCCUCUCUCCCCAGACAAGACAUACUGGUCGGUUCCUCGGCUAGCCAGAAUGCUGUGGAUUCCGGGUUUCUAUCGGAAACAGGAUCAUCCGGGUUUGACAUGUCCAAAUAUGUGUCGAUACAAGGUUCCAACACUGACAUGGCUGUGAUAACCGGGCGUGGCUGUAUAGCGGCUAUUGGGUUGAUUGUCAUAGCCUUUGUCGUUGGACUUAUGAUCGGGCUGUUCGCCCCACAGCGCUAUGGGCCAAAGUCGGACCUAAUACUACGACGACUCACCAGAGAUGCGGAGCCUGAUGUAGGCAACACACUCAUCAGCGGGAUAGAUCCUGCCAUCAUUGACAAGCACCUGCAAUAUCUGACGUCACGUCCGCAUCUCGCCGGAACUCCUGAUAAUCUCCGUACGGCAGAGUACGUCAAAGAUCAAUGGACAGAACAGGGAUAUGACGUACAGAUGGUGCCGUAUGAUGUUCUGUUGUCAUACCCAGAGGAGAAUCAUAUUAAUACCGCGAGUCUCGUGGCCUCGGACGGCAGAGUGUUGUACCAGACCUCAACCGGUGAACACGCCUUCUCCCAUGGGGAGUCCCAUCCGGAAGUGGUACAGCCAUACAACGCCUUCUCUCCCAGUGGCCAUCCCGAGAGCGAGCUCGUGUAUGCCAACUACGCCCGAGAUGUUGACUUCGAGAACCUCGCCCGACUUGGGGUAAAUGUUUCGGGAAAGAUCGUCAUUGCUCGAUAUGGGCAGAUAUUCCGAGGGAACAAGGUUAACUUUGCCUACCAAAACGGUGCCGUUGGCAUCAUCCUCUUCAUGGACCCGAGUGACUACACCGAUGGUAACGUCACCUACCCUGACAGCAUCUGGCUACCUCCUACCGGCGUCCAGAGGGGCAACAUAGUUAUGAUUAAAGGAGAUCAGGCCACCCCAGGGUACCCGGCAACGUGGUAUACGGAACGACUUACGGAGGAAGAAUUGAAGGCCAAACUUCCUAAAAUCCCUUGUCAUCCAAUUGGUUACGCUGAUGCUUAUAUGCUGCUGAGGGAGAUGGAGGGAACGGCGGCGCCCCCCGAGUGGCAAGGGGGCCUGAACAUCACCUACAGACUUGGGGGAACCAUGGCAGCAAACACGAAAGUGAAACUGUUUGUGAAGAAUAAAUUGAAAACAGUCAAAAUAUACAACGUCAUAGCUAAGAUGAAAGGCGUCAUAGAAAGCGACAGAGUGGUACUAAUAGGAAACCACAGAGACGCAUGGGUGUUCGGUGGAGUUGACCCGUCUUCCGGAAGUGCCGCCAUGUUGGAAAUGUCCAGAGUUUACGCCGAGCGAGUCAAGGGAGGCUGGGAGCCCCGGAGGUCGGUGAUGUUCUGCAGCUGGGAUGCUGAGGAGUUUGGUCUGGUCGGGUCGUACGAGUGGGUCGAGGAGAAUGUCAUGUGGUUACGGAACCAGGCCGUGGCCUAUCUAAACAUCGAUUCUACUACAGCUGGUAAUUACUCAAUAGGGGUUGCCGCCACGCCAACACUCAGACGUGCCGUUUUCAGAGCAGCGAAAAAGGUUCCCGAUUACAACCAGGCUGGUCAAACCCUGUUUGAUGUAUGGCGGGAGAGAAAUCCGGACACACUUAACUCGGAGUUUCCCAGGCUCAAAAUGCCGGGAGCAGGAUCGGAUUUUGUACCAUUCGAGGAAGAUGUUGCUAUCCCUACCUUAACAGCUGCCUACAGGAACAUGGACCUGGGGUACAGGGUGCACAAGGAACAUACCCACCCGCUGUACCACACACUAUAUGAUGGGUACCGUUACGUCAAGAUGAUUGAUCCGGAACUGGGGACUGCCCGCUCAGUGGCGGCCCUUGUCAUCGAGACUGCGCGAGAUCUCGUCGAUUCUCUGAUUUUGCCUUUGGAUGUGCGAGAUUAUGCUGAAGCAGUGGAAGGCUAUAUUGAAACGCUUUUCGACUCAGAAAAAAGAACAAUUUUCUUCUCACGGCAUAACAUCGGCGGCUAUCAAGUCCGCAUCGCACAAUUUUACCAAAGCCGCAGAGGAAUUUCACUUGGCUUUGGACAAAGUUGAUUUACACAACCCUCUUGAAGUGAGAUCCAUCAAUGACAAGCUGCAGGCCAUGGAGAAGGCGUUCCAGGUUCAUGCCGGACUUCCGAACAGAAAGGAAUACAAGCACGUGCUGCUAUCACCGAGUAGCGCCGACUACUACAAGACGACCACGUUCCCAGGGAUGGCGGACCUCCUGUACCAGAUCGGGGACAACGCCGGACGCUGGAGGGAGGUGAAGACACACUUGUCUGUGUUAACCUUCUGUAUACAGUCUGCCGCCGAUAUACUUACAAGCUGAUUCUUUACAGCAGUUUUCUUGUUAUAAAGAUUGUAUAAGUGUAUAUGUCGUGACUUUAAUUAUCAAUCUUACCUGU
This is a messenger RNA of Haliotis rubra (blacklip abalone), 3109 nucleotides long. Its product is annotated as glutamate carboxypeptidase 2-like. Bases 801 to 2756 code for a protein of 651 amino acids. Gene Ontology annotation, molecular function: carboxypeptidase activity. The transcript has 19 exons. Lineage: Eukaryota; Metazoa; Mollusca; Gastropoda; Lepetellida; Haliotidae. The record is from RefSeq and is a predicted model, not a curated record.